UGGAGACUUUGUGAGGAAUGGGGCGGGGCAGCUGCCUUUGUCUCUGGGAAGGCCAGGGUCACAGGAGCUUAGGGCACAGCAUUGAGCCCUCUAGUGGACGCGUCCUUCCAGAGGACAUGCGGGUCAUUUCCAUCCCUGCCCACCCAGAACUUCAGCUCCUCCUGAAACUUUGAUCAGAGACCACCUGGUGACACCAGAGACACAGGACGGAGGACAAAGCAGGCAGCAGAGACCAUGGAGUCCCACACAGCCACGUUCCACAGAGGGUUUGUUCCCUGGCAGGGGCUCCUUUUUACAGCCUCACUUUUGACCUUCUGGAGCCCACCUACCACUGCCCAAUCAGCAAGUUUGGUGAAACCCACCAUCCACGCCAGCAGCACCAAUCUCAAAGAAGGCGAUUCUGUGGUCCUGAACUGUGUCUCAAGUGAGAGUGGCGUAACCACAUCAUGGUUAUUUGAAGGCUAUAGUCUGAAGCUCACAGAAAGAAUGAAGCUGACCGUAGAAGGCAACUCCAUCACCAUCAAGCCUGUCAAGGUUGAGGAUUCCGGGCAUUAUCAGUGUGAGGUCUCCAAUGGUAUCAGUUCCAGCAGGAGUGAAACCGUCAGGUUAAAAGUGACUGCUAAGGCAGAAACACCAGAGCCAGCUGGCUCCUCGCUGGUGACCGGCAUGGGCAUGAUGAUUUUAAUUCUAACUGUGGUGAUUCUGAUAAGUGUCGUGGCAUAUAAAAUGGUUCACAGAAAGACUGGCGGUGAGCAACCCAAGGUCGAAGCACCUGCAGAAAUUAAACCAACGGAGCCAACAGGGCCAACAGAGCCCCCACAGCCUGAACAGCCCCCACAGCCUGAACAGCCCCCACAGCCUGAACAGCCGCCACAGCCUGAACAGCCCCCACAGCCUGAACAGCCCCCACAGCCUGAACAGCCCCCACAGCCAGGAAACCCACCAGCAUGAUCUCACAGAGCACAAACCCUCAAGUCUACCAUCGCAGUCCAGGCCUCUCUGAUAACUCCCCUGACAAGGUGGAUGAAAUUGCAUAUUCUUUUCUGAACUUCAAUAACCUACAACCAAAGCAAUCAACUUCACACUCCCCGCUCCCCACAGUACCAGAAACAGUUUAUUUGGAAGUGAAAAAGAAGUGAUGCAACCUAUCCUGUCACAGCACUGCUGACCUACUCCAUGGCAUCCCUGGAGAUUUCUUUACACUUGGAGGAAAAAGAAAAUCAGCCCCCUACUCUGUCUUCCCACAUGCAGCACCUCCAGGCUGCAAGGCCUCUCUCCAAUGUCAAUAAAUGAAAA
This is a messenger RNA of Cavia porcellus (domestic guinea pig), 1296 nucleotides long. Its product is annotated as carcinoembryonic antigen-related cell adhesion molecule 21-like. Bases 235 to 951 code for a protein of 238 amino acids. NCBI's taxonomy places the organism in Eukaryota, Metazoa, Chordata, Mammalia, Rodentia, Caviidae. Gene Ontology annotation, cellular component: plasma membrane; cell surface. The record is from RefSeq and is a predicted model, not a curated record. Gene Ontology annotation, biological process: signal transduction; regulation of immune system process. Gene Ontology annotation, molecular function: protein tyrosine kinase binding. The transcript is spliced from 10 exons.